This is a messenger RNA of Oryctolagus cuniculus (rabbit), 4244 nucleotides long. Lineage: Eukaryota; Metazoa; Chordata; Mammalia; Lagomorpha; Leporidae. The record is from RefSeq and is a predicted model, not a curated record.
GGAGCGGAGGCGGCUUGGCGGGAUGGCGCUGAGGAACAGCGUUUCCGGAGGGCAGAGCACCGUCCCGGCCUCAGAACUGACGCUCAGAGGGAGGAAGACGAGGGAGCGGCGCGCACAGCUUCCUGGGAAGAGCGAGCUUCCUGGAGAUAGGAAGAAGGAUAAUGGCAGGAAAUCAGACCAUGAUCACAGAGUUCAUCCUACUGGGUUUUCCCCUUGGCCCAAGGACUCAGGUAUGCCUCUUUGGGCUCUUCUUGCUGUUCUACACCCUCACGCUGCUAGGGAAUGGGAUCAUUCUGGGACUCAUCUGGCUGGACUCCAGACUGCACACCCCCAUGUACUUCUUCCUCUCACACUUGGCUGUUGUUGACAUUGCCUACGCCUGCAACACGGUGCCCCAGAUGCUGGCGAACCUCCUGAAUCCAGCCAGGCCCAUCUCCUUUGCUGGCUGCCUAACACAAACCUUUCUUGUUUUGACUUUCGCUCACACUGAAUGUCUUCUCCUGGUACUGAUGUCCUAUGAUCGGUAUGUGGCCAUCUGCCAGCCUCUCCGAUAUUCUGCCAUCAUGAGCUGGAGAGUGUGUGUCACCCUGGCUGUGACUUCCUGGAUGUUAGGAGUCUUUUUGGCCCUGGUACAUCUGGUGUUACUUCUACCAUUGCCCUUCUGUGGACCGCAGAAAGUUCAUCACUUUUUCUGUGAAAUUAGAGCUGUUCUCAAACUUGCCUGUAAAGACACCCACAUCAAUGAGGUCAUGGUUUUGGCAGGGGCAGUCUCUGUGCUAGUGGGACCCUUUUCUGCAAUUGUGGCAUCCUACAUUCAUAUUCUGUGGGCCAUCCUAUAGAUACAGUCAGGGGAGGGGCGCCAGAAAGCCUUUUCCACCUGCUCCUCCCACCUCAGUGUGGUUGGGCUUUUUUAUGGCACAGCCAUUAUUAUGUAUGUUGGGCCCCAACAUGGGAAUGCAAAGGAAAAGAAGUACCUGCUGCUAUUCCACAGCCUCUUCAAUCCCAUGCUCAACCCCAUGAUCUAUAGUCUACGGAAUAAAGAAGUCAAAGUCGCACUGAAGAGAAUGCUUGGAAAUGAGAGAACUUCCUAAAAGCUUGAUACAACAAAAAGAUAACUUGGUUUACAGGGCUCUUACAAGCUUCUCAUUCCAUACUUACAAAGGAUACAGACAUGCUUUAGGGCAUCCUUUCCCUCUUCUUGAUAUUUCCUGUUGAGCAGCUCCCAAGAAAGUCUGCUCGGUUCUCCUCACUCUAGCACUGAAUGUCAAUCCUGCACAAGUAACAAAAAUAUCUCCAUACUAGAUGUAUUGUGGGCACAGUUUUAAUGUGGUUAUGUGAAAUGUUAUGAGUAAGAGGAAAUAAAUUUGUAUAGUUUUAUAUCUGUACAUAAGAUGUGUUAUCAAAAUUAUAUGGAACAAAGCAAGUCAUUGGUAUAGUAUUUAUGAUAUAGGAAUUGAGAGAGAAAGGGUUUUCAGAUCACACCCAUGGGGGCCAACUUUGUGGCCCCGCAGGUUAAACUGCCAUCCCUGUGCAUGCAUCACCCAGGAGCAUGGGUUCAGAUUCUGCUUGCUCCACUUCAAAUUCAGCUCCCUGCUAAUGGACCUGGGAACUCCGUCAAUGAUGACCCAAGUGUUUGGCCUCUUCAAGCCACAUGGGAAACCUGGAGUAAGUUCCAGGCUCCUGGCUUCAGGCUUGCCCAGCCCCACCUUUGUAGCAACAUAGGAAAUGAAGGAGUGGAUGGAAGAUUCUCUCUCCAUCUGUUGGUCUCUUCAUCUUUUGGUAUAACACUGCCUUUCAAAUAAAAUAAAUAGACUUUAAAAAUAAAUAAAAGAUUAAUUAUACAUAUUAUAAGGAGCCUAGAUCCAGGUGUUGAAUGAACACAGACAACUGACUCACAAGGGAAGAAACCAAUUGUUUAAGUGUAGUGACUGAUAAGGUGGGUGACAGGAGCAGCACUGAAGUUAGCAUGUGGGGUUCCUGCAUCCCAUAUCAGGAUGCUUAGUGUUGUGUCCUAGUUUUGUUCCAGUUUCAGAUUCCUGCCUAAGCACACUCUGGGAGGUCUUAGGUGAAAUUCCAAGUACUCCUAUGUGGGAGACCUGGAGAGAAUUCCAAGCACCUUGCUGUCAGCUACCAGCUGAAGCUUUUGUAGCCAUCCAGGAAGUGACACAGGAGUUAGAAGAUCACUGUCAGUCUCAGUCUCUUAGAAUGAGUAUUAUCAGACAUACCAGAGCUGACAAGACUUGUGGAGAUAGAGAGAGAUGAUAACACUGGUACAAGGAUGGGGCCGGGUAAAUUAGUAAAACCAUCACAGAAAAUAACAAAAACAGAAAUAGAAUUAUUACAGGAUCUUCAAACACCAUUGCAUGGUAAAAGGAAUAUGAAAUCCCAGGGAGGUGUGCAUGGGAUCCACAGUCACCAUUGCAAACACAUCUGCAGUUCCACUUUCAAUUUAAGCAGUGUCGUUCAAAGAGUUCACACAUAUAACCCACUUAAAUUUUCAUGGAAGAAGGAAUCAGUAAUGGAAGAAAUGGACCAGGAACAAAGGAGACGUUGGAUCAAGGUCAGAGUUUCAGUCUGACAGGAUCCACAUGUUGAAGGAUCUACUGUACAGCACAGUGACAGCAGUUAAGAGAAUAUUGUGUCUACAGAAUUCCAAAACAGGAGACAAAUGACAUUCUACCAUGGAAAUGUGGAUUUUGUGAUGAUAAUGACAAUAAGUCUGACUUCAUAAUUUAACUCAAUAUACAUUUUUGUCAACACAUAUCAUUGUACCUCAUAUGUCUAUAUCCAAUUAUUAUUUAUCAAAUAUUUAUGAAAAUGAAAUGGCAACAAUGGAAAUCAUGAAGAUUCAGUUCUCUGAAUACUGGUGUUGUGUUUGCCAAUGUUUUAUGGAGAUGAUAAAUAAAGGCCAGUGUACUUAAGGCUAGGCAGCUGAAACCCAGGAGCAUGGAACUGCAUCAGUGUUCCCACCUUGGUGACGGGGCCUCCUAAUGGAUCCAUCAUCUACUGUCCAUACAAGUAGGGGAAAGUGUGUAAAUGGGCUCCAUCCAGCAAUCUGAUAUGCAGCCUGGGUGUCUCCCUAUCUAAUACCGAUGAAAGCCUACAAAUGGAUUGAUGAUGCCAGUCAGCAUAGACAUGGAGUGAAGAGCAGGGACUCUGGACAAAUGGUCUUUAGGACUGACUCUUCAUGCAGCUGUGAUUCAGCCUUAGGACACUGGUCAUCAUGCUGGAGCCACAGAUACAUCUCCCCAUGAAGUGGACUCCGGUCCCAGGAUGCACAGCCUCUGUGUGUACCACUUUCUGCUUUGCUGAACCACAGCGGGUGCAGAGGCUCCCACAAAACUCAAGCAAAACCAAAUCAGCUGCAUGUGCACACCCAAUACUUUCCAUUCAAUUAUUACCUGACUGCUAAUGUCCAGCGCAUUUCCCUCCUGAGUUCAAGCAGGGAGCCCCACAGGAGGGCCCCAGGAUCUAGAAGAUGAGGAAGUCCCUGUAGGCUUCCCAGGUGCCUGCAGAAGCUUAAGCUGAGACACAGCUGAGCUGCAAGUACAUUCCUGAGUGCUGUGACAUUCACACAGGGACCACAAACUGUUUCAGGAUUAAAGGGAAAAUGGAGAUCUGGUAUAACGUCUGUAGAAAGUGAGUCUGGAUCAUUCACAGUUUAAAAUAAGACAGUUGGUUCAGUUCGGCACACAGGCUACUUUGACAAGAGGAGAGGGAUGACUGAAAUAAUUGAGGUUAACAAAUCAAGACUCUGGCUUGUCUCUCUCUUGGUUUGAAGGGAAAACUAAAAUUGUCCUAAAGUCAGCAGUGCCCUGAGAAUGCUAUCCUGAGUCAGGCUGGACAACACUCACGAGGUCCCCAGAUAGUCCCAUAUCUCUGCUCCAGGUGACCACUGUCAUUGUUCAGAAACAUAAACUUGUUCAUAUAGGAGUUCUUCCUGUCAUAUCAAACUUCUCCACAUCAGUGAAGUCAGUGGCAGGGACAGAAUCAUCAAAGUAGAAUUCUUCCCUCAAAACUGUUACAGAAGAGGAAACCCCAAUUCCCUGACAGGAAACCAGGGCUUCCUCUCCCUUUGCUCCUGUGCUUGACCAGAAUCUGCGCUCCGUGCAUCAUCUGCACCCCUGGUGGAGCCAUGCGGCCCUGCAGGGAGGUGUGCGUCUGGGCUCAGCCUGAGGGCCCCUCACUGUGUCUCUAGGGCCAUGUCAGGGACUUUCAGACUGUUCAUUCGCAGAUACACAGUG